Aspergillus ochraceoroseus IBT 24754 is the source of this 585-nucleotide messenger RNA. RefSeq lists its product as uncharacterized. Bases 1 to 585 code for a protein of 194 amino acids. The record is from RefSeq and is a predicted model, not a curated record. Lineage: Eukaryota; Fungi; Ascomycota; Eurotiomycetes; Eurotiales; Aspergillaceae. The transcript is spliced from 3 exons.
AUGAAGACAACUUCUGUGUCAGCUGCUUUGAUCCUAGGCCUCAGCGCUGUUCAGGCGCAGAACCUAGCCCAUAUUACCUUCAUCGGGGCAGGUGAUGCUCAAUUCACUCAAGACUUCCCUACUGAUGGAUCAUUUAUCCAUAUCAGCAACCCUCUGAGUAUCUCGCACAUAUCGUCCAGUACGCAAGGCAUUGCCUGCGCCUUCCACGGCAUCGAUCACAGUCUCACCACAGUCGUCGGUGUAGCAGAGGUGGAUGUCGGCCCUCCUCAGACGCAAGUUGAAGGUUCCUGCACUACGGAGUCAACUCCUCCUAGCCCACCAACCCAGGCUCGACCACCAGGAGGUCAAGUUCUCAUUACCUUCCUUGGAGCCGCAAAUGCCCAGUUCAGCCAGGUCUUCCCUAUCAAUGGUCACCUUACUCAAAUCACCAAUCCUCUUAGCAUCUCACAUAUCAGGUCGGAUACUAGUGGAGUUACGUGCUCCUUCAAUGGUAUCGACAGCAGCGUUACUUCGGUUAAUGGUGCCCAGACUGUUGAUGUUGGACCUCCCCAGACGCAGGUCUCUGGUGCAUGCCGCGCUGCUUAA